AUGGCACGCUUGGCUAAAGACACCCCUCCUUCUCGCUCUUGACCUUGCCUUGGUACAUUCCAGAACCCCUCAGAGAGACGUGCUUUAUGGAGCAUACACCGGGAGAGGCUGCCAUUAUAGAAGGGGAUACAGCAGAGGCAGGGAAGCAAGCCUGAUGGUUAUUUGUAGGGAUGGCAUUGCUAUUCGGCUCCUACUGUACAUUCUCCCUCUGGGCUGCCAUGUUGUUUGUGCGUGAGAUCUGGGGCAGGCUGUCUGUCUCGUCCAUGUCAGUGCCGACUGUUGCAGCUUCUCGCCUUGUCUCCAUCUGUUCUCGUGGCGUUAGCAAGCCUGGAAGUCACUGGAGACGGUCCUAAGUCUGGCGCAGCCCAUCCUUCCUUUUACGGUAUUGGAUCACAGUUAGGCUCCCUGCGUGCGCACACAUGCACGGUCUCGGCGAGAGAUGCACGGAGGCAGUGUUUCACCGCAACAAGCGAGCAGUGUCAGAUUUGUGAGAGGCUCGCAGGAAUUGUUCCAUCAGGGAGGGAUGAACAAAGACAAUUCAAAUAGAUCAGCGGACAGUCUUUCAGCCGACUGCGUCGUUCUCCAUCGUUACCCAGCUCUCUUGUCAAAAUCACACGUUCUGCCCUCCUAACUUUAGGCCUUACUGGCAACUCUAGGCUAAAUUAUCAUUGGUUGCCAGGGAUACAAGGACACAUUGUGCAGGAGAAAAGGGAGGGCGAGGAAUCGAGAUAAAGGGGAAGAGUAAGGAGCAGUGUUUGCAGCUAUCCCGACAGAAAAGGAGGCUUCCUUAAUCUAGUUAUAAUUCUAGUCGAGGAAAUGAGGCAGAGUCAUGUGGCGGAAAAAGACGAGAGGAUGAUUAUCCACCUGUCAAAGACGACGACCACCCCGUCCCACUCUUCUGCCUUUAUCUCAUGUUUUCGUUGAAGACGGUCACAAAUUUAACAGCGCGGAUCAUUGGGGACGCGUUUGCUGCCGAAGAAACACACCACGCUGAAUUUGACACAAUAAACCAGCAGCUGACAAUGGUGUGAAGUGGAGGGCCUCCUGAACACAGACAGACUGGCUGCAUGUAUCACCCGGCAGAGCUGUACUCUGGCCGUAAAACAUGGCACACCUACCCAGAUGGAGGACCAAACAGAGGACAAUGGGCCCCGCUAAACAGUCGGCCUUGGAGCCAAACGCAAAGAUGCAACGGAGGACGCGUUCCAUCCGAUCAUCCCAUUUCCCCGUCAAGUCCUCCAUAUCACAGGGGGGACCGAGCAGUCCACUAUGCCCCAGACAAGGGUUCCUCUAAGGGGCACAGGCAGGCUCUGCAUGGUUGGGAUGGUAAAGAGCAGCCAUUUGAGGCCCAGAACUGGCAUCACAACUCUGUGCGCUCAUUCCACAACCGAGCUGGCACCAACAAUGGUUAUCUAACAAGACCAGGACAACGCUACAUAAACUGGGACAGCAAUGUCAGCAACUCUUUGCAUGGGAGUCCUCGCCUGCACCGUAACAACAGAGAGCUGCAGUCCCCCCCAGAGAGAUGGGCUCCUUCAGACUUGCGCAGAACCUUCCCUUGUCGAAUGAUCAAUGACAGAGCCGGGCCUUGGAAACGACCAGCCUCUCACCAGCGCCAAGCGCAGAUGCACCAGCGUAGUCCACCCCCACAACACCCUUCAUCAACAAGGGACGAGUGUCCAGCCAAGAGGAGCCGGGACUCGGGUCCUGAUCAGUCAUCUCAUCCUGGAUCAAGGCAUGUCGUCGCCCAUCCCCCGCUCCCACUGCGCCACCACCGUUGCAACCAAGGUGACUGGAAGCCUCCUCACGACAGGACAGGUCCUAGCCACCCCUCCGACCACAGGACCUCAACAACACAGCAACAGGAGACCUCGAAAUCACGUGCUGGAGGACAUAGCUUUUGCAACAGCGACCCAACAGUCCAAAACCAGGGUUGCAGCGGCAGGGCUUCACAUAACGGAAACGGUUAUCGCAAAAUGUCUUCACCGGCAGAACACACCCGUGUGCCUUACAGCCACCCAAAUCCUCAUUACCACCAUCAGCGGCACGCUCACCACCCCAGAGCUGAACAGCACAAACCCCUGACGCGCCGCCUUGAGGAAGGGGACGAGGACUCAAGGAAUCAUCUCCACAAGCAAAGCACAGAGAUUCGGCGUAACGCAAGAGGCAUUUCAAAAGAUCCAGCCACCCUGUGGUCUUCUGCAGAAGAUUCUCCCAACUAUUCCUCCCUUCAUUUGAAAGAUUCUGCUCACAGUCCACGUGUUAGUCCUUCGUUACACAAAGCAGCCAACUGCAGCAGUCAACAAUGUAGCCCCGGCCUCAGUAGGCAACCCAAAGUCCAGGGAAGCCCCGCUCGCAAAGAAAGGUUCUGCGCAACCUCGACCCCAGCCGGUCCAAAAGCCAACUUUUCAGAUGUCCAAUACAAGAAGACCUCGCAGCUUCUCUACUUGUCUCCCCGCGGCAGCUCCAGGAUAAACAGGCCGGCAGAGGCGUCGCAAACUCGAAGAACAGCCGGAUGCAUAAAGAAAGAUAAGCUGGUGAAAAGGGAAAGAAGCGACAAUGUCGAAAAGGCAAACAAAAACGCCGAAGACAGAAAAAAACGGAAGAAAAAAGAGCAAAAAUUAGUUGAGAAAAAAAAGAAAAGGGAUAAGGCGGCAAGGAAAGAAAUGAAAAGAACCCUGAAAGCUCAAAAGAGAGAGAAGGAAUCUCACGGCUCCCCUCCGAUUGCCAACUCCGCAGUAGAGGGGCAUCUUUCCGUUGGUCGAUCUUUCCCUCCCAAGGGUACUUCUCCACAGCCAUUGCGCCCAAAAAAGCAAAGACACCGAGGCCCCACGACAAAAAGCCCAACCAGGAAGGACCUCCCCGCAUUCACUUCUCGGUCAGAACAAGGACCAAAAGCAAAAGCUAAAGAUAGCCUGCCUUCCCUUUUGUAUGAAGCCUUAGAACCUCUCAGUGCAGGCCACGGCAAGGAGCGAGGAGGGCCUCUCCGUGCCCCGGAUCUCCAGCCGGUGGGUGUGAUGGGAAACAGCGACGUGGGCGACAACCUUGCCAACACUCCUCCUGUACUCAGCUGGCAGGGCUCACCGGUAUCGGAUGUGGGAGAGGAUGAAGACGAGCUGGAAAAGGGAAUGAUAAGCAGACCCGUCCUCCAGCCCAGCCCCACUCACUGUUUUUCUCCUCUGCCCUUAGAAAGCGACAGUAUUGAUCAUGUGCUUAAGGAGUCUGUUGAAAGUCAACUGGCAGAUUUUUCGGAACCCUCUGAUCCAUCAAGUGCGACUAAACGUGUUCUUGAAGACGAGAAGAAGAAAGUAAUUCCAGAAAGGUCCGGCUCUCUACGUCCGGAGCUUCACCAUAAAGCAGGUCUGGAUGAUGUUUUCGAGAGCUUGGCCACUUUGCUCAGUGGUCAGAGGGCCGCAUGUCGAGGGGGUCCGUUCGGGGGGUCUCCUGCUUUGACCGCUAAUGGGGUUAAGUUUGCUUCCUCUCUUGCUCUGGGACCAGAUAUUAACUGUCGGCAGCGGCAAGAUUGCGGCCACGAGUCACAUCCUGCAUCCUCCUCAGAAACUAAUAAUCAGCCUGCUUCCCGUUUAGAACAACGCGGUGAGACAGCUCAGUGGGAGCCGAUCACAGACGAAAUGGACGAUAUCAAAGACAGACAAGACAAGGAUGAAGACAUCCAAAACGAAAAAGAGGUCUCGCUUUUGGACCACUCACUCAGUGCCGAGCUGAGACUGACCACCACCCACACCGCCUCUUUGAGCCACCUCCUUGUCUCGAGCAAGGACGAGAGGCUAAAGAGUGAGGCCAGAGCUCACCGAGCCCGCCGCCUGAAAAUGAAGAUAAAGAAAGAGAAAAGCACUCUUCGCCCCAAAUGUAAACACAGACAUAACAAUCGCAAACCCCCGCCCAGCAAAGCUAUGCGGAAAGAGAGCGUGCAACGUGGAAAAGCCGAAGCAAACAUCAUAACAAAGAAUAAAGAAGAUGAUGUCAGUGUGCUUGAAACUGCUGUUUCAUCAGGAGCCGGCGGAACCUCUGAUAAUAAAACCUCAAGCGCAUUAUCAACUAUCGGUGCAUCCAAAUUAUGCACCGCUACACCAGCUUCUGUUGACCCGCUCAAGCUCAAAAUGUUGUCCAUGGGCUUCACCAAGGAGCUGAAGGUCCUCUUGGUGAAGAUGAAGAUCGAUGGCACGCACGCGUUCAACAUGGCAGAAGCGGAAGAGCAAAAAGUCCCGCUUUGCCAGCUCAGUAUCCAAAACACAGCCGCUGAAGUGGUGAGCGCUUGCAGGGGGGCAAAGGUUAAGGACAAAUUCAUGGAGUCAUACCUGCUUCCUUCGCUCUCUGUGAAACCCAACAUUUCCAUCCAGAUUCCGAUUCCCCGAGAAAAGCUCAACCCUCCCACGCCAAGCAUCUAUUUGGAGAGCAGGAGGGAUGCCUUCUCGCCGGUCCUGCUUCAGUUCUGCACCGAUCCCAAAAAUGCGGUGACCGUCAUCAGAGGCCUUGCCGGUUCUCUCCGCCUCAACCUUGGCUUGUUUUCCACCAAAUCUCUGGUGGAGGCCAACGCAGAGCAUGCGGUGGAGGUGAGGACGCAGGUCCAGCAGCCUGCCGAUGAAAACUGGGAUUCCCGCGGCUCGACGCAGACGUGGCCCUGCGAGAGCAGCCGCUCGCAUACCACCGUUGCCAAAUACGCUCAGUACCAGGCCUCCAGCUUCCAGGAGAGCCUGCAGGAGGAGAAGGAGAGUGAGAACGAAGACGAAGAAGAAGAAGAAGAGCAAGAUGACUCUUCAACAUCAGCCGGCGGUAAAGGCAGCCCACCGGCGACUGACAUGAAAGCCACUUCUGCGCUCCCCUCGGGCAAAAACGCCACCGCCAACACACACACCGCCAGCUCAGAACUGAAGUCUGUCGGAAAGAUAAUCAAAUUCGGGACCAACAUAGAUCUCUCAGACCCCAAACGUUGGAAGCCUCAGCUGCAGGAGCUGCUCAAGCUGCCGGCGUUCAUGCGAGUGGAGUCGAUCAACAACAUGCUCAGUCAUGUCGGUCACACAAUCCUGGGCAUGAACACCGUCCAGCUGUACAUGAAAGUUCCGGGCAGCCGGACACCAGGUCACCAAGAGAACAACAACUUCUGCUCGGUCAACAUAAAUAUUGGACCGGGUGACUGUGAGUGGUUUGCUGUCCACGAGCACUACUGGCAGGCUAUCAACACAUUCUGCGAGAAGCACGGAGUAGACUACCUCACAGGGUCCUGGUGGCCAGUUCUGGAAGACCUCUACAGCUCCAACAUCCCUGUGUACCGUUUCAUUCAGAGGCCGGGCGACUUGGUGUGGAUCAAUGCCGGGACGGUGCACUGGGUCCAAGCGGUGGGCUGGUGCAACAACAUCGCCUGGAAUGUGGGACCUUUAAACUCGUACCAGUAUCAACUCGCCCUGGAGCGAUACGAGUGGAAUGAGCUGAAGAAGGUUAAGUCAAUAGUUCCCAUGAUCCACGUUUCCUGGAAUGUGGCUCGCACCAUCAAAAUCACGGACCACGACACCUUCAAGAUGAUUAAACACUGCCUGCUGCAGUCCAUCAAGCAUAUCCAGAUUUUGAGGGAACAACUGACGGCUUCUGGAAAGAAAAUCUGCUAUCAGAGUCGUUUGAAAGAGGAGCCGGCUUACUACUGCAAUGAGUGUGACGUGGAGGUGUUCAACAUGCUGUUCGUGACCAGUGAACACAGCACUAAGAAGACAUACGUGGUGCACUGCGAGGACUGCGCCCGAGCCAAGAGCGCGUCGUUGACAGGAGUGGUGGUGCUGGAGCAGUACCGAACGGAGGAGUUGAUGAAAACUUAUGACAGCUUCACACUGGCUCCAUCACCCUUAUCAAAAUGAGGAUGUCGGCGUUUGCGUCUUUCAGCCAUAACCAAAACUAAUGGCAGCACAAAUGUUGCCUUUCCAGGCAAUCUGUUCCUGCAAGCACGUUGUGAAUCAGCCAAUCGACGUUUACGCUGUUGUUUACAUCACACAAGAAGGUAUAGAGGUACAGCCAAUCCAAGUACAGCUCACUGUCUUCCCCGUACCAGCUGCUGAUUGGACUUGUGCGUUGAAAUAGAAUGACUAGAAUGGUAAUUGUCAUGGAUGGGAAAAAAAAAGGUGAGCACUGCUAGCACUGAAAAUCAGGUUAUAUACAUUCAACGGACUCUGCUGUGAUUCAAAAGCGUCAAGUAGCCAAUUUUAUGUAUCAAUUCAGGUACUUUUAUGCAAAUUCCGUUUUUUUUACACCAAUCUAGUUAUUCUAUAUGUCCAUGAAUUUGCUGUGAUUCUAUUGUACCAGCAGGGGAAACCGCUUCACGCAGUAGCUGAUUGUCACAUUUGCGUCAUAUCGAUAUUGAUCCCAGUUUGUGUUGAUCUUCAGGUAAACUUUGACAUGUUACUUACUCAAUGCCUGUAAACUUUCUGAGGUGCUAUAUUCCAAUCUUGUUUAUUACUGUCAGAUCAGUUCAAAAAGUUCCACCAGCCUGGAAGUACACCACAUUGGCCUUGUGAACUGAUUUAUGAGGAGUUGUAAUUAGAGUGUAAAACUAUGCGAAUUUGCUUUGAUUUCACUUGGAAAAAAAAGAUUUCUCUAAAAUACGGGUUUGUUAGAGAACUAAUAUGGCUGUGUUCUUAGUUGGGGAUCAAAUAGUCGAUAGAGUCUAUUGAUAUACCUGAAAGCAAAUGUGGUGCGGAUUUUCUAUUUGAUUUGUUUGGUACGGGAACAGAAUCCCAAUUUUAUACCUCUUUGUGUUGCUUGCUUCUUGUUUUUUUUUAUUAUUAUUUGACACGAACAUAAAUAACUGUACAUUGUGAAUGACUUUAUGGGGUAAAAAGUGGAGUGCAUCGAUGAAAUACAGGGGGAAUCACCAAUUUGGUUGGUUUGUUUUUUUGAACAAAAAGGCCCUCCAAGAGAGUACAUGCGUACAUAUCCCCUCAUUCUAAAUGUCACUGGAUAUGUAAUGAACAUGAAGGUAAACAUGUUUACCUUGAGUACAUUCUCUCACCAUCAAUUCUGUGUCAUUGCAACUUUUCUACUCCGCAGUUGACAAUUUGAGAUCCUUUUUGAUGUGCUGUAUCUCGGCCCAUUUAACCUGGUCACAAUUUGAAAACGGAACCCAACUCAACGUUCUAAGUUCUCAGUAACAAAUUUCAACAGAUUUUGCUGUUAGUGGAAAGUCUCAAACUCGGAACAUCCCAGACUUUGGCAGCUCUUGUCAAAGGUCAUCUUGCAACUUUUAUUAGUUUUCAUAUUUUGGGCUCCUUUGAAAGGACUACAAAAUGUUUUGUGUUCUAAAGUAAACCACUUAUUUUAAUUACUAAAGGGUGUAUAAAUCCGUGUAAGAAUUUGGGGAAAGGCCUAUUGUGUAACAUUCCAAUUGAAAUGAUUUGUCCCCUGCUAUUAUUCCUCUCUGCACACCAUAUCAUGUACAUAAUAUAUCUGUUUUCUAGUUGACUUGACUUCUAUAGUUCUCUUUGGAAUCUAAUUUGUAAAUGGUCACAUUUGUCAUUUGUCAUCCUCAGUCGCUUGGUUGUUUUUUUUUUGUUGUAGUUGUUGUUGUUGUUGUUGGGGGAGGAUAUAAUACUGAACUAUCCUAAUUCACUCUACUUUUAUUACUGCACUGGGAAUUUCUUCCCACUUUUAUACCUCUUUUGUUUUAGGAUGAUUGCAGAGAAAAUUGUACAUUGUGACAUUAUUUAUACUGUACAUGCCACAUGCUUUUCUGAAAUAUUUAUUGUAUAUGGAAUGGUACUCAUUCAUGGGGCUACAAGGUAUUUUGAAGCUGUAGUAUGGGGUUGUUGUGGAUGGGGGAAGUGCAAUGAGGGGUCAGUGUAAUCCCCUUGGUGCUAGACCCCCCCCCCCCCCCCCCCCUUUGCUUCUGUGCCCCCUUCACGUCACAACACGAUGAUGGGAAGCAGUGAUACAACUCAAGCCAACCUGCUGGUGCUUAGAAACAUUUCAACACAGUUUACUGUAACUAAAAUCAAAUCUUUGUACUGUAUUUAACUCAAAUACUAAUUAUUAUUAUUAUUUUUUUUACCUUUUCAAUUGUGUGAACUUCUUAUGUGGCUAUAUUGGUGACUUUAUAAGCAUUAGUAGCUGUAGUUGUAACCCUUGACACAUUGUGCAGAGACUUCGGGAUGUGACUUUUAAAGGCCAAGGUUUUGUUUUUUGUUUUUUGUUUUGUGUGCGUGUGUGUGUCUUGUCCUCAUUCUGGGUUGUUAUUUGACAGAUGUAAUGUUUUUGUUUUGUUUUCUCUCUCUUGAUUUCUGCUGCACUUACAGUUUCAAAUAGAAUAUGUAGAAGAAAACCUGAGCCGGACCUGUCUUAAAUCCCUCUGUGAUAUUUCUGUGACAUAUUGUAUUGUUCAAGAAAAUAAAAUGUUUUGAUAAAUUA
This is a messenger RNA of Phyllopteryx taeniolatus (common seadragon), 8406 nucleotides long. Its product is annotated as lysine-specific demethylase 6B-like. The transcript has 21 exons. Gene Ontology annotation, cellular component: MLL3/4 complex. NCBI's taxonomy places the organism in Eukaryota, Metazoa, Chordata, Actinopteri, Syngnathiformes, Syngnathidae. The coding region runs from base 1068 to 5867 and encodes 1599 amino acids. Gene Ontology annotation, molecular function: RNA polymerase II cis-regulatory region sequence-specific DNA binding; chromatin DNA binding; histone H3K27me2/H3K27me3 demethylase activity. Gene Ontology annotation, biological process: regulation of gene expression; heart development. The record is from RefSeq and is a predicted model, not a curated record.